AUGCCAGUGAAAAGUAAAUUCUAUCUCUUGCUUAAACAUAAAACAAGUAUUAUACGAUGGAAGAUGGAGACUAUAUUCUUCCGCCCUAUGGGCCUUUAAAUCGAGCAGAUAGGAAUUAACCACCUUAAUCACUACUCUUGGAGUCCUUUAGAUGCUUAUUUAAUAGGAUCUGAUAAUAACAUAAAACCUUAACCAAUUAAACUAAAACUUUUAAGGUUUCGUUUAGCAGGUUCAAAUUGGUUCAUAGUUUCAACCUUUAAGUACAUCACAAAUUUUUUCGGCUCAAACCUAAGGGAACUAUACAAUCGGAGGAGCCAGGCUCAAGAUGACAACAACAAAUUCAAGGCUACCUUCUAAAUGAUAGGAAAUAUUUUUGGCCCUUAAAAAUUAAACAAUCUCAAUCAAGAAAACUUUGGAAAUAAUGAAAUUAAUAAUUUAGUGACAAACAAUAAUAAUUUUUGUUCUGGAGUUAAUAAUAAUUUGAGAGCCAAUGAAGAAGUUAGAAAUGAAUUCCAAGGCAUGAAUCAAUUCCAGAAUAUAUAUUUUGACAAGAUCAUUCUCAGAGUAGAGAAUUGGCAUGAGGAAUUAGAGUGCUGGGUUCUCUAUAUUAUAAUAGGUUCUAGUCAUGACAAUAUUAUUAAAAAAAUAUACUUAUCAUAAUAAUGA
Molecule: messenger RNA, 666 nt
Organism: Stylonychia lemnae
Lineage: Eukaryota; Ciliophora; Spirotrichea; Sporadotrichida; Oxytrichidae
Source: the annotation of a GenBank genome assembly